Messenger RNA from Penicillium nucicola, 219 nucleotides. RefSeq lists its product as uncharacterized. The coding region runs from base 1 to 219 and encodes 72 amino acids. The transcript has a single exon. NCBI's taxonomy places the organism in Eukaryota, Fungi, Ascomycota, Eurotiomycetes, Eurotiales, Aspergillaceae. The record is from RefSeq and is a predicted model, not a curated record.
AUGACUGCUGGGUCUGCUCUCACUGGCUUCUGGCUCUGGCUGGCUCUGGCUUUGGCUUCUGGCUCUGGCUUUGGCUUCUGGCUCUGGACUUUGGUCUCGCAUUGGAGCACGGAUCCUCACUUCCAGCCAUUCCAGGGUUUCCCUGCACCUGCGUCUGCAGCUCUCAUGCGAGAUCUCCGAACUAAAAUCGCAAGGAUACAGACGGUCGGGUCUGCAUAA